Messenger RNA from Stereum hirsutum FP-91666 SS1, 2979 nucleotides. RefSeq lists its product as uncharacterized. The transcript is spliced from 3 exons. The coding region runs from base 504 to 1916 and encodes 470 amino acids. Lineage: Eukaryota; Fungi; Basidiomycota; Agaricomycetes; Russulales; Stereaceae. The record is from RefSeq and is a predicted model, not a curated record.
AAUCAGAAGAUAAGAGCAACCAGGCAGGCACUAGCUUCACACCCUCCCUUGACGGGGCCACCUCCACCGUGACAAACAGCAGGCCUAAAACAGCUCCCGCCACGAACAACAAUUCGCACCACUCCACCUUUCCUUCCUUACUUCGCUUCACUUCAGAAACCCCAGCCGCCCCAGAGCCAGAGCCGCUCAUCACUCUCAAAUUAUCAUCUCCGUCUUUUCUCGAAUCCGUCGUACAUGACGACCUCUCGGCCAAUCCACUUUAUGUCAUCGAGACUCAAGAUAACACCACGAAGAUACGUCGCACAGAUACCAAGGGCCUCAUCAAUGUUUCCCGCGUCAGGUGGAGGGAGAAUGCAAAGUCUUCGAGGAGGAGUAGGGAACUUGUGGGGAUUCAGGUCGCAUUUGGCAAAGGGCCCUGGAAGCCUGCAGAAGAAUUCCUCGGCUACUCCUACGGUUCCCUACUGAGCUAUCGCAAGUUCUAUCUCCCCCACCAUCCUCACAGCAUGCGAUGGCGAAGAGUCGGUUCCUCGUAUUACUGUACGACUGCCAGUGUAAAGGGGCCAGUCGCCGUUCUCGAGCCUGCAAUUGUCACUGCGCCACCACAACUCAGAGUCUUCGAUGCCCUCCACAAGCCAGAUGCUUCGAGACCUCAGCGAACACAUGGUGGUGUCCCCAUAAGCCUCCUCGACUUCCUCAUGGUCACUUCCAUGCUUCUAGUCACCGAUGCCGACGAGUGGACAAACAUCACCCGAGCAGGCCCCGCAGUCGUCCAUCGCGAAGAUGACCAUAGCGUCGUCGACAUUCAACACCGUCCCUCUCGGGCCUCUUCCAGUCUCUCGUUAUCCUCGGAAGCUGUCUCCGCCGCCGCCCUCUCCGCUUCUGCCCUCUCCGCCUCUGUUCCAGAAAAUGUUCCUUCCAUAGAGCGGUGGCGGCAUAACAUACCGCAAUUACGGCCGAUAUCGCCGGAUAUCGUUCGAUCGAGCAGUCCCUCCAGCCCCGUGCACAAUUCGCGUGGUAGCCAGUCCUCUGACUCCACAGACACAAUUGCGACUCCCAUUUCUCCGGGAGCCUCUAGUCAGCCAUUCUCUAACCACUCUCAUUCACAUCCACUAUCUCACUCCAUCUCAUCGUCAUCAAAUUAUCGGCCGCGUUACGGUGCCGUACCUCUCGUUCCACCACCCGUUCCUUCAUCACGUGAAUUGCCCAUGCUCCCCCGCCAACACUCACAAUCCUACUCACGACACGACCAGCCAUGGUUAUACCCCGAUUCAUCCACGUCGAGUGGCGCUUCAAUGCAAGGCUUCUCGCCACGUACGCUCGGUUCAUCAUCUCUCCGUUCCCCUGCUUCACAUAUGUCCCUCCACUCCGGCCCGCAUAUCUUCGGCCAACCUUCCUCCUCUCGCUCACUUCCCCCAGUCCCGACAAAACCUCAACAAGAAGCUGCCGCCACCCUCCCUUCCCCCAUAACACCCAACGAUGGGCCUCAUCACGACCACUAUCCUCCCUCUAACUCGCACUCUACUGUCGGCUCGACUUCAAGCACCGUCUUACGUGUUCACCCGAAUCCACAACCCCGUCCACGGCCUUCCACAAAAGCACCACCAAAUUACGACGCAAGCGCCCGGGAUAAUCAGGUACCUUUCAUCUCGGUGCCACUCACGUCCGUGUCUCCCGAUGGUACUAUGGACCCUGCAGCGGUUCAGGCUGCGAUGAGGAACCUAAACCAGAUGGCAUUGGUACAGGACCAUCCGGAGGAAACAGCAGCUAUGCCAAGGGAUCCACCGCCUGCGUAUACAGAGACGGAUUCAUCUAGGGCUCCGGUAGCAGGUAGUAGUAUUGGCACGGGCACGGGUACAGGAAUCACUCAGGGAAUGCUGAGGGCGAUCAACAUGGAUCCGGAGGAGCCCGAGUCGUGAGAGUAAAGUGGAUUGCGUUUGUUAUUUCCUGUUGCACCUUUUUUUUUUUUACCCAAUGUGAGGCGUCAAAAUGUUGAUUCAGACUGAGCGUUCAUCGAUUACCUACCGGUUGCUUGCAUUAAUUUUUUUCUCUUUCCCAAGCUGCCUACGUCUUCGUGCAUAGACAUAUCUCCAUUUUUGUACUUUACCUUCUCUCCUUAUUGCCUCUGGAGCCUGUCUUCGAUCUUCUCCUUUCCCUGUGACAUAUAAUCGCCGUAGGACGGCUCAUUCCAGUUCAUAACUCACCCAGUUGCCACAUUGUUUUCUCCACAUCCAUCGUGGUGGCGGUCUUGUUUGCAUGUUGGUUUUCUUUGCCGUUAUUCGCUUCUGUUACGUGUUGCUUGCUUGCAUAUAUCCCUCCGCCUCCCACAUACGUACAUACAUACAUACAUAUAUACAUCCAUACAUACCACCACAUCGUGCCUGGCGUACUGUACCAACCCAAUGCAUCGAUCUCAUACUCUCUUUUUUUUCGCUCGUUUUUUAUCACUGUCAUAUAGUACAAUAAUUCAUCGCGCUUCCCGUCCAUCUCUUCACCUCAACCCACUUUGCAUGUUUGUUUGAAGCUCGGGCUUGCAGCUCGGCUUGAAGAUUGCUCAUGUUCGUUUGACAGAUUCGGCAUCGACACAUCACUCGUCCUUCGUUUACACUCUCAUUGUCUCCCUCUACCUCUACGUGCACCAUCAACCGCUAUGUCUGAUUUUCGUUACAACUCUUAGGCACACUGUUGGCACUCAACAUCCGGCCAUCCAUCCAUCCGUCCAUCCAUCCGUCCGUCCAUCCAUUCAUCCAUCCACUGACCCAUCUCUCAAACUGUCCCGUCCACUCUCUGUCGAUUUUGAUUUUCCUUCUGUAUGUACACAGUUUGUUUAUCACAUUUUACAUAACUCAAUCUAUCAUUCACAUUUCCCUCCGGGCCUACACAUACACGAUAUUCUUUCAAGUUGUAAAUACAUCCCUCUGGCUCGCCGUCUUCUCUGCUCUAGUCUCACUCCCUGUCUUCCCUCUCCUCGAUGUCUCUAUU